This is a messenger RNA of Mytilus californianus (California mussel), 10428 nucleotides long. RefSeq names its product BLOC-2 complex member HPS5-like. Gene Ontology annotation, molecular function: protein binding. Bases 188 to 5485 code for a protein of 1765 amino acids. Gene Ontology annotation, cellular component: cytoplasm. The transcript is spliced from 27 exons. Gene Ontology annotation, biological process: developmental pigmentation. Lineage: Eukaryota; Metazoa; Mollusca; Bivalvia; Mytilida; Mytilidae. The record is from RefSeq and is a predicted model, not a curated record.
CAAUGGAAAAACUGAAUCAUGUGACUGCAAUGUUCGUUUAAUUUCCUGUAAAAAGGCUAUUGAAACAACAAAACGUGUGCGUAAUAUUUAAUGAACCUACCAAACAAUCUAGAAUGAAAUGGUAGCGUUGAAAUCAGCAUCACUAUGAGACAUAUACAUGAUAUAAAGAUAUAAAAAUUAGAAUUCCAUGGCUGAGUCCACAUUGUCAGAACCAGACUGGACUCACAUCUUGGUAGAAACAUCUAGUCUGGAUGAUGUAAAGGGUGCACUUAGAGGUUCAUCAAGACUAAAAUUUACAUGCAUUGAUGUGUCAUCUAAAUUUCUGGCCUUUGGUAGCAAUACAGGCAGUGUGUAUGUGUUUGGAAGAUCUAAUCACAAACAUCCACAGAUUAUUUUUCCUGAGAUUGAACCAGCACAAGUGAACUGUGUAUCAAUCAGUCCUAUAGAUAAAUCUGUUGCCUUUUCAACAGUGAAAGGCCAUGUUGUAGUUGUGGAACUGAGCACAGAAAAAGGUUCAAGACAAAAACCUGAGAGGUUGCGAUUGAUUACUGACCAUGUUCAGUCAACUGUGACCAGUAUUACUUGGGAUACCACAGGAAGUAAACUUUAUACUGGAGACAAUCUAGGGAGAAUUUAUGCAACAUCAAUUCCUAGUACAAAAGUACAGAAUUUGGUAUCACUACCACCUGAGAUCAUUCUUAGAUUAGAUUCUCCUAUCUGUCAAGUGGAUUUCUCAGAAGAUAAACUACUGGUGUCUACAUUACACAAGUGUUACCUGUGUUAUACAUCUAGGCAAAAAUUUACUCACAUCGGAACUAAAUCAAGAGAAGGGGAGUAUGGAGCUUGUUUUUACAGACAGCCUAGUACAGGGUUAUACAGAAUAUAUUGUGCGAGACCUGGAUCUAGAAUAUGGGAGGUUGACAUAGAAUGUAAUGUGUUAUGUACACACAUGUUUAAACAUCUGUUAGCAAUACCAGCGCUACCUAUGGUCAGUAGUGUGGACUACUACUGGAAGGCACCAUUGAAAGAAAACAACGAACCUAAAAGUGUGGCCUUUCCGAAACUGAAGACAACAAGAGAAAACUUUCUGUUUACUUGGUGUAAGACUAAUAUAUAUGUCCUUGACCCUGUCAACAUCAAGGUUAUAUUCUGGACAGACAUGGGAGCAGAUAUUCAAAAUAUAGUAAGCAGUGACAGUUACCUCUUUAUAUUUUACUGCAACGGAAACAUUCAAAAGACCAAGAUCUUUCCUAUUCCUCAAUGUGUUUCAAUUCUUAUUUCUAAAAAAUCUUGGAUUCUAGCCGAAGAAAUUUAUAGUUAUUUUUACACAUGGAUUGCAAAAAUGAGAUGGAAAAAGUAUGUCUCUGUCGAAGACUUAGAAAAAUUAAAAGAACAUUGUAAAAAUUCAAGUAAUGAAACAAUAGGAAGUGUAAUAGACAACAUGGUGUCCUCAUAUCCAGUCCAGCAUGAUAGUGAAUCAUCGGGACUAGAAGAUUCCUUUUCAGAUAGAAGUCGAUCAAGUAGUAAUGCUUCUAUACAAAAACUAGAAACUGGGAUAUAUAGGAUAAAUAGUCAGCCCUCAUUAUUAUCUCCUGAGAUUAGGAGUAUUCCUGAAGAUUUUCAGUCUAGUUUUACAGGCGGUAAAAAUCCAGUCUUAACAAACUUAAAAUCAGAAAUUAUUGGAUUGAUUGAUAGCACUACUAAAGAAGUUAAAAUUGAAAAAGAAAAUUUGAGUUUCAAAAGUGAAGAUUUGUCUUUUGGAAAAGAAACAAUGGAUUCAACAAGUAAUAAUUUGUCAGAAAUUUCAUGUAAUGUCACUCAGCUUCCAGAUUUGACUGUGAAUGGUGCUUAUAAUCAACAAAGAGAAUUUGAUAUUUUAUAUACACGUGAGGAUGAGCUUGAUAGUAAAAAAAGUAUUAUAAUUUCUGGUGAAAUAGGAAUUGAUGAAUUGGAAAAUGAAACAGUAUUAAAUACUGCACUUAAUGGUCAGACCACAGUUAUAGAGGAAAACACUAAACCAAUGAUCAAUGGAACUGAAGGUGCCUCUGGCAUUGAUAAUAGUAUUGUUGUUGGUUUACAAAGAACAAAUAAAACAUACAUGAAUGAGGAAAAGGAAACUGAAAGAAAAUCUUUUGUAAAUGACCACACAAAGCAGCAAAGUGAAAGUAGAAUAACUGAAAAUUGCAUCCAAGAAACUGUAGAAGACAUAUUUGCAGGAGAAGAUUCAAAACCAGUCCUAGCCAUAGAUGUGAAUGACGUGACUCCACUUGUAGUAUCUAGACAAACUUCUAAACAGAGGAAGAAAAAACCCAGAAAAGGAUCUGUCAAUACACUAGAAGAUGAGGGAAAGACUAUCCCACAGAAAGGAAUGAGAAGAAGUAAAAGUAUGGGAUCAAUAUCAAGGAGUGUAGAAAAAAAACUACAGCACAGACAGUCCAUAGAAGAACCACUUACUGAAGAAUGUUUAUCGCAGCCUGUGGAGGUCAGUCAUGUUGACACUGAUAAUAAAAGCCUAGGAGAAGGAAGUAAUAACUCUUCUCCAUCAAGUUCUCUGGCUCAAUCUUGGGAGAGCUCUAACAGUGAAAUGUUUGGUGGACUCAGAAAAAAUGUUCAAUCAAUGCUAACUACAAAAAAGAACAAGAUUCUGCAGGCAAUCAAAUCAAAAAAGCUUCCAAGGUCACCAGGUCGAGAAGGGAGGAGUACACCAGAUACUUUGUCUUUGGAUAGUAUGGAUGGAAUCAUAAUCUCAGCUGACAAAGUACAGAAGGAUUUGGUGGAGUUAGCCCCAGUUGUCAAAGGUCCGAUUGAUCUCUCUAAUUUACAGAAAAGUACUGAGGAAACUAGAAAACUGUUGCAAGAUGUCAAUGUUCUACUUAAUCCUAUAGAGUUACAAAAGACUCUGUCCGAUUGGAUAAAACACCUCAACCAAUCACUUUAUCAGUUACAUACAUUCCUUUAUGCUGAAAGAAUAAGAAAAUAUCACACAUGUAGCAAAGAAAAAAAUGAAAAUAGUCAAAUAUUUGACCAACCAAAUAUUUUAGAGCAAAGCGGAGAAGAAAAUAUCAAUAAUUCUGGAAUUGGUAAUUCUAAACUGAAUGAAGGUCAUUUCAAGGUUAAAAGUGCUGUAGCAAUUUCUACAGGAUCAAGCCAUUCAAUCAAAAGUAAAACCUUCCACCAUUUAGACUAUUUGAUUGAGGAAGACAAUUUAAACUUUGGUCAAAUCUGUUAUGUCAAUGACCCAUUUUUAAUGGAAAGAGAUUUUCAACAGAAUGUGGCAGAGUUAACAGAAAUGUGUUUUGGUUGUGGUUGCCAUGGUGAUGUUUCAAAUUUUACCUUCCCUAGUUUGAAAGAUUUGAAUGAUAUUGAAAUCUGUGAUAAGUGCAAUGAAGUGCUCAAUGUAGAAAAAUUUAGCAUUUAUAUUCUCCACCAGAGAGAUUCUGGGUUUAGUGACAGUGGUGAAAUGAAGCAAGAUUCCAAAAACUCUAAGACUGAAACGGCAGCAGGUUUUGGUUAUCUUGAAAAGGAAGAAAGUGGUCAUAUAAAAUGUAUCAGUAAUGAACCACUAAGAGAUAUUGUUGAGACGGAGGGCUCCAAAAAUUUAGAUGACUCUUCUUCAGUACAAACAUGUCCUAAAUGGACUAAUGAAAAAAAUACCACUGACUUGAAUGAUCAAAGUAAAUUAGAAUGUAGUAGUUUGACAGAUAAGGAUACUAUCAAUACUCAGGAAAAGUUAGAAGCAGUAUUAAAAGAAGAAGAUUCCUUUGAUGACUUAGACAGUCUCUCUGGUCCAGUAUCAAACAGCUCUGAUAAAAGUAUCUUAAGCCUUUCUGACAGUAUUCCAGAUUCUCAUUCUUUGGAAUCUGAUAAAAGCAUUGAAUCAUCUUUCGUCAAUGAAAAGGGAACAGAAAAAUGUGUUCAGGGUAAGACUAUGGCAGUAAAUGAAGCUGUAGUCAAUGACAACAGUAGCAGUAGACCAUUCAAAGACACAAAACAUCAUCCAUGUUAUCAUUGUCAUCAGUGUCAUACAAUUUGUUUCCAUGGUAAACAUUUAAAGAAAGAAUGUUUAGAUUUCCAGACAUUUGUUCAAAGUUACUUCUUCUUACUGGAUAUUGAUAAUAUAAAGAACAAAGCUCAUUGCUUUGAUGAACAGUCAUACCAAAUUUGGUGUGGACUAGUCAAUGCUUUAAGAGAAUGUUGCAAAGAAGAUGUACCAUAUAAUAGAAUGGAACAAGAACUAUCAACAAUGACUGAUUUACUGAGGUUGGGAGAAUUUCAACAAAGCAAAACAUUAGGAUACAUCUCUAGGUUAUUUGAGCUUAAUCCAACAAAAGCUAUAGACCUGUGUGUAGAUGUUGCUACAAUUUGUCCUCAGGACAUUAUUUUCUUCUGUAACCUUUAUUUGCUGCCAGUGGAAACCUAUUUCUAUAAAUUUAUGAAAGCAAGGGUCACAGACAGUUCUGAGCACAGUUUCUAUGACAAUGAAAUGGUUGUUAAGAAAUGGCUAGAAAUAUUACUCCAGACUGCAAACCAUAAAGAGAAAGUUAUGGAUGAGAACUGUAAUCCAAGAUCGAUGAGCCACUGUUUGAAAUGGAAUGACCAAGACAUAAUUGAUCAUGUGAUUUCAGUAACCAAUGAAAAUUUGAUACAGCAUCAUUUGAACUUAUGCAGUCAAGAGGGAUAUUGGAAUGGCCUGCUGGUUUUGUUGAAACAUAAGGAAAGAUUGGAGGAGAUGCUCAUGCUUAUACUGUAUCUAAAUGAUGUCAAACUCCUGGAUAAUAAUCAACCUAAUGGAAUACUUCCAAGUUCAGUGGAAGAUUGGAAAUGGUUUCUGAGUCAGUAUUCCUCAUUAAAUCACCAAAAUACUGCAGCAACUGACACUGAUCAAUCAAAUGACCAGCUAGUGUCAUGGUCAGAAGGAGGAGAUGACCAUUGCAUUCCUCAGUGCCCCCCAAUUACAUGGAAUGCUAUAGGACAGUUGAUGUUACAGAACUUAGGACCAGUAACUACAGUCCAUGUUAUAAAAGACUGUAACAUGACAGAUCAGAUGUUUUCACUCCCUUUCUUCCAAUCAUGUGUUCUUAGUUCAUUCAUCCAUAGACAACAAAGAAAUGUUACACACAGUUUACUAGAGAAGUUAGAUUCUUACCUAUGGACAAAGAAACCAAAUACACUUAUGCCAGAGUUACAGUUCUUAGUGAACAGUCAGAAAGAAGGGAUUGCAGAAGAUGUAAAGGUUGAAGAGCAGGACAGCAUGCUUUACAUGACUUCAGAUCACAGUUUGACCAGCAGACGUUACAGAGAGGAUAUGGAGAGUCAUUGGGGAACCAGUACAAAAAUCAACAGGAAUUGCAGAAACUGUAACAUUCAAUUAACUGAGACAGUAUCUCAUGUGGAACCUGGAGUACUCAUAUUUCCUUGUGGACAUGGAUUUCACAAGUUUUGCUGUCCUCUUAGAGAGUGCAUCAUAUGCUUGGAAUUAGAAUGAAAGAAUAAUAUAUUCCAUAAAUCAAAGUGCUUAAACAAGUUUCUGUACUCAUAUUAAAAUGUAAUACUCUUAAUGAUAAUGAAAUUAAGAACAGAAACCUGUCUGGGGUAUAGACUUGGGUAAUUGUAACCUGUACUAUUUAAACACAACACUAGGAAUGUUAUUUAUGUGUAUUACUCGAGUUCAUAUACAUAGAUAAUGUAAUUUGAAACAAAUUUUAAGGGUAUUGAUCAUUCCAGCCAUAUAUUUUUAUCCAGAAUGGGUUACAUGGUAUAUUUUAUUAAUAUAUUUAGAAGAAAGAAAAUAAAAAAGAUAACACUUUGUAAACUUUAUGCAUCAGCAGUGCUUUGGGAUUUUACCUCGACCCAUCAGGAUGCCAAGGAUUUAUAAGAACUGAAGCAUAUGGAGAGCAAUCUGACCAAAAAACUAUCUUAAAUAUUUAAUGCAAGUAAAAGAAAAAAAAACUGAAAAAUUAUCACAUCUUUAUAUCAGAAGUAAUUUUGAUUGUUAGACGGCAUGUCUUUAAAUACCUCAUAACUUAAUGUGUAAGCAAAGAAUUUAUAUUUUUUUAUUUUGUUAGUUUGUAACCAGCAUAUGGUUUAAUGUUUGCUUUUAUCAUUAAAGUUGUAUGAUGUCUUAUUUCUUUUAUGAUCAAUUUAUUUAAGUCUUUUAAGGAUGUUUGCUCUUCUCGUUUUUGAAUUUUUGCCAGAUUUUCGGAAUCCUCUGGUUUUUCCAUGUAGUGCCAUUAAAAAUUUUUGCCCACUAACCCCUACUUUUCUUUCCAUAAUUUGAUUACAUAUAGUUUAAAAUGCCAUCAUUGAAAAUCUUAUAAAAUCCUUGUUAUUUUUUCAUAGUUUUUGAAAGAAAAAAGGUGCCAAUGAAAAAUGUAUGAAAAAUCUAGAGAGAAUCAUUUCCAGCCAUAUUUUCAAUGGCUUAUAUCUCAAAAACAAGCACCCAGACACUUCAUUUUUUUCUGCUUUUUUAGUUUACAUUAUUUAUAUACUAUCAAUUUAUAACAGUCUUUUAAAAGGCUUGUUAUUUUAAAACAGAGUAGCGAACAUCCUUAAACUAUUAUUGGUAAGAAACUUGGUCUGCAUCAUGGUUAGGAUGUAGUUUUAUCAGAUUGUGCUAAUCAAUGUGGAAUCCAUUACAAUAAUAAAAGAUGGAAGUAAAACACAUAUUUUAUCAUGGCCUUCUCAGUUAUGUAGGCUAUCAGGUUUAAAAGAGAUUAAAUUAAAAACUUUAUAGAUACCCAUGCUGUCUGACCAAUAUGGGCAUUGUCAUAAAACAAUGAACUUUAACAAAAUUCUUUUAAAAAUCAUGACUGAAUUAUAUAAAUGGCAGUUUGAAUUCAUUUCGGCAUUAAUUUUGUUUACACUGUUGACUCCGAAAGGAACGGGGGCUUAACAACUAAAUUUUGUGUAUAAAAACAUUUGAACAUAGCUUUUAUUGUUCUACCAGUAAAGUUCUCUCACUUUAUUUUGCCUCAACCAAAUGUUAUGAAACUUAUACACAAUGCUUAUUACCAAAAAACACAGGUCAAGUUUGAAUUUUGGUGGCGUCAAUUUUAACGUUCUAGAGUUAUGCCCCUUUACAAAUGGAAAAAUAGCUGAAUUUUUCGUUUCCAUUCUCUUACUUUAGUUUGCCUCAACCAAUUGUUAUGAACCUUAUACACAAUGCUUAUUAACACAAAACACAGAUCAAGUUUGAAGUUUGGUGGUGUCACUUUUACCAUUCUAGGGUUAUGCCCCUUUACAAAUGGAAAAAUUCCUGAAAUAUUUGUUACUGUUCUCUUACUUUAGUUUGCCUCAACCAAAUGUUAUGAAACUUAUGCACAAUGCUUAUUACCACAAAACUCAGAUCAAGUACAAAUUUGGGUAGCAUCACUUUUACAGUUCUUGAGUUAUGUCCCUUUAUAAUGUUAUAUGCAAGCGGGGGCAUCAUCUGUGUCCCAUGGACACAUUCCCCAUUUAUUUACUUUUAGUUUUUGUAAAUACUUUGUCUGCAUUUUGUUUUUAUUAUUUAUAAAGAUUUGUAUAUUUUAUAACUGUAUUAAUGUAUUGCUAAAAAAUGAGCUGCAUUGGAUAGAAAUCAACCUUAUGCAAAUGAAUAUCAAUACAUCUUUUAAGCUAUUUCAGGUUGAAGAAAUCUCUACGAAAAGUCUGUAACUGUUUGAAAAUUUAGUUGUUAUAAGAACCCUACAAAACAGACCAAAAUUCAUCUUUUAUUUUAUAUUUGAAUAUUCCAACAUCAAUGAAAGUCUUACACAUGUACAUGUAUACGUGCAUUUGCAUAAGGUCGAUUUCUAUCAGACGCAGCUCAAAUGUUAGAUAUUAUGAUAAUUGAUUGACACAGAUAAGGUGCUUAAUUUAUAAUGGUGCUCAGGUUUUGUUUACUGUAAUGAUCAUGUACAGGAUUGGUUUUGCUCAUUGUUGAAGGUCACACUGUGGCCUAUGAUUGUUCACAUCUUCGACCUUUAGUCUUUAUGGACAGUUGUCUCAUUGUCAAUAAUACCACAUCUCCAUACUUUUAUAGUGGUUGUCUUUUAUUGCAGUAUACAAUUAUAAUUCAUUUAUAAAUGUUUUAUACAUGGUAUUUUUUGCUUAUAAUAAUGAUAUCUUUUGAAAAUAAUAGAAUUGACAAAAAUUUAAUGAAAAGAUAUUAUUUUUGUCCCCCCCUCCCCCCCCCAAAAAAAAAAGAAAAGAAAAGAAGAAAUUCAUUAGUCAGUAAGGUAUUUCUGGAAAGGUUGUGUUUUAAUUUGUGCCAUAUUAAUCUAGUUCCCUCAAAAGGAGAUCAUAAUUUUUUCUAAGAAUUGACAUUUACCAAUAAAUGUUUUUUUUUUUUUAUUAGUUAUUGUCUGUUGAGAUCAGACAUUGAUAUGUUGAAGAGUGCAAGGGGCAAGGGAAUUAUCAAUUAUCACUAAGAAAUGUUGUGUCUGAUUGAUAAGGAGUUAUUUCAUACAAAAUAAUGCAAUACACUUUGUGGAUUGUUUUUAUUAUUGGAGAUAUCAUCCAAGUACAUGUACCAACUUAUGGAUUAACACACAAUAUUAUUUAGAUGUGUAAAUAGUUUUGGUUUAUUCUCACUAAUAACAAAUUUUUUAUGGCCCCCGCAACAAAGUAUAUAUAUAGUUUUACCCUUAUCUUUCAUUCCGUCAUUCCGUCAUUCAGCAACAACCAGUUAUACAGACUUUUGUUCUAAACGCCUUCACAUAUUGAGCUGAUUUUUAGUAUGUGAGUUUACUAUGAUGAGUUACAGAUUGAGUUUACAUUUAGUCCCACUCCACUGAAAUUACCGGCUUUUGACUUUGAAAAUUUCAUGAAUAUAGCAGUUAUACAAACUUUUUGAGAUGAUAUUUAGUAUGUGAGUCCACUAUAAUGAGUUACAGAUCAAGAUUACGUUUGGUUCUGCUCUGCUGAUAUUUGCUGAAAUUUUGGGCUUUGGACUUUGAAUAUUUUGUGAAAAUAACAGUUAGACAGACGUUACCAUAUUGAGCUGAUUUUAGUAUGUUGAGUUACAGAUCCAGUUUAGGUUUGGUUCCGCUCCAUUGAUUUUUGCUGAAAUUAAAGGAUUUGGACUUUGGAAACUUUGUGAAAAUAACAGUUAUGCGGACUUUCAUUCUCAAAUUUCCACUCCUAAAAAUGGCUUCAAGCUGUUUUUUGCAAGCGGGGCCAUUCGUGUCAUUCCGACACAUUUUAUUUAAAUGUAAAUAUUGUUGUUUAUCACUAAUAGCCGUUUCUAUUAGUUUUAAGGAUUCUAUUAUGUUUGUAUUUCUUUGUACAUUCCAGUAAUACAUUUCUUUAUGUUCACAAAAUAGCAGGGUGAUAUAUUUUGUCCAUGUAUAGUAUUUAUGAGUAUUUAUGAGUUUUAUAAAGUACAUAGCAAGAUAUAGAACAAUACCUCAUAUCCACCAUUGAGAUGCUGAUAACAGCAAUAUUGUACUGCAGUCUUUCAGUAAGUUAUAUGCAUCAUUUCAUAUUGGUAUGGUUCACAUCCAAAGUUUGAUUAACCAAUUAAAUUGUGAGAAAAUGAAAAACCUUUUACUGCAGUAUACUGCAUGAAAAUAAUCAUGUAUGAAAUAAUCUGUUUACAGAAUUAAACUCAUCAAAGAUACCAGGCUUAAACUUGUGUAUGUCAGACAUAGUUUGGUCUACAAAAGACUGAUCAGUGACUAUUGAAUCAAAAAUCUUAAAAGGCCACAUAAAGUAAGAAGUUGAAGAGCAUUUAGGAUCAAAAAUUCUGAAAGGGUUUGCCAAUAAUAGCCAAGGCAAUUUAUUCCUGGGAUAAUCAAAAUGAUUAAUGCAGUUAAAACUGUCUUGAAAUUUCUGAACCAAUCUGUCAAUAUAUAAGACACUGAAGCACAAAAAAAAACAAUAUUUUUUUUUUUAUUAUCAUAUCGAUUUUAAUUGGUUCUGUCUGAUAAAGUAUGCUGGUUUAGUACGAAUACUGUCAACUUUAUAGUUGAUGGUUACUGUGACAUUUUAAAAGACAAUUAUUUCAAGUCAGCCAAUAUACAAUAGCUAUAGCAUUUAAAAUAAAUUAUUAUUCCAUAAAUUUUUUUUUAUUUUUUUGUUUUUGAACUACUACUUGUGUUGAAAUGCUUUAUGAUUUCUUUCCUGGUUGGUUUAUAGCAGAGGUAUUGAAAGUAUUAAAAAGAUACAAUUUUCUAGUUUAUAUUUUGAUAGAGUGUCUUAGGAAUUUACUGAAAACAAAUAAAUGAUAUGUAAUUGUUAUACAACUAUGGCCUUAAACAAACUCAUUAGUAGUUUGUUAUGUAAAGAGUAUUGAGGGCUUUAAAAGUGCAAUUUGUUAAUGGUAUCUACAAUGAUUGUUAAUUUUACUUGUUAGUUAUUGCAAGGUGAAUUUAUGAGUUAAACUUUAUAUGUAAAAAAUGUUAAUGAUUUUAUCAUUUAUAGGUUUUGAAAUAAACUAUUCAAGUUGAA